Molecule: messenger RNA, 740 nt
Organism: Chenopodium quinoa (quinoa)
Lineage: Eukaryota; Viridiplantae; Streptophyta; Magnoliopsida; Caryophyllales; Amaranthaceae
Product: glycine cleavage system H protein, mitochondrial
Exons: 4
Coding region: 132-626 (164 amino acids)
Biological process (GO): glycine decarboxylation via glycine cleavage system; protein lipoylation
Cellular component (GO): mitochondrion; cytoplasm; glycine cleavage complex
Source: RefSeq, a predicted model, not a curated record
UCAUUAUCCACCAUUCAAAAAUGAUAAAAGACGGUGAAAUAGAGCCUUAGCUUUUCCACCACCUUUUUUUCUUCUCAAAAACAUAACACCCAAAAACAAAAACAGAGAAUUAGCCCUGUUACUAAUCAAAAAUGGCGUUGAGAAUGUGGGCUUCUUCUACUGCUAACACCCUUGGUCUCUCUUGUGCUUCUAAAGCUCUUCCUUUUCCUGCAUUUUCUCUUUCUAGAUGCUUUUCCACUGUUUUGGAUGGAUUGAAGUAUGCAUCAUCACAUGAAUGGGUGAAACAUGAAGGUUCAGUGGCCACCAUUGGCGUUACUGAUCAUGCUCAGCACCAUCUUGGGGAUGUGGUGUUUGCAGAGCUACCAGAAGGAGGAGCUGAUGUAACUGCCGGAAAGGCGUUUGCAUCGGUGGAGAGUGUGAAAGCAACCAGUGAUGUUAAUUCUCCCAUUUCUGGUGAAAUUGUUGAAGUUAACUCCAAGGUUUUAGAGACUCCUGGUCUGAUUAACUCGAGUCCAUAUGAGGAUGGAUGGAUGAUCAAAGUGAAGCCAAGUAACCCAGCAGAGUUGGAAAGCCUGAUGGAUUCUAAGGAGUACACAAAAUUCUGCGAGGAAGAAGACGCUCAUUAACACUUCACACUGAACAAUAAAUUAAAAUCAUGUUUCACGUUUGUUUGAGCUGUGUUUGAUGUUAAAUUUGCAAAUCUUUAUGUAUAAUUAGAGUGCUAAUUUUGCUCUCCGUGA